This is a messenger RNA of Adineta steineri, 651 nucleotides long. The record is from the annotation of a GenBank genome assembly. Lineage: Eukaryota; Metazoa; Rotifera; Eurotatoria; Adinetida; Adinetidae.
AUGAAUAGAUUAAAACAAACGAAUAAUAAUAUUUUAUCAACUGAAAAUAAUCUUAAAACAUUAAAAUUAAUUUAUGAUACAAAACAUAAAAUGUUAAGUCUUAGAAUUUUAUGUCAUCCAUUGAGAGAAAUUAUUGUUAAAUUACAAAAAGCACAAGAUAGAAUAUCAAUGGCGAAUCAAAAUGCACUUUAUCGUCGACAAUAUCGAAGAAAAAAACGACCAAAACAUAUAACAUUAUCAGGAAAUUAUUUUUUUAAUCCAAAUUCGGAUUCUCUUACACGUCGUUGGUCACUUGGAAAUAUUGAAAAUAAAGCUCCAAUAUUUAAUGAAUAUAUUUUUAUGUAUUUUAAAGAUCUUAAUGAUCAUAUAAUACAACUACAUGAUCGUAUUGAUACAUAUUGUGAUUUAUCAUCAAGUUUAAUGUCAUUUUAUAUGAUACUUAAUGAUGCUGAAAUGAAUAGAAUAAUGACAUUUCUUACAUUAAUUUCAGUUACUUUUAUUCCAUUAAUGUUUCUUAUUGGGCUAUUUUCAGUUAAUUUUCAUAAUACUCCACCAUUAAAAUGGCAUUAUGGGUAUUUUUGUGUUCUAGCUGCUUUAGGAUCUUCAGCUAGUAUUAUGAUUUCGUUUUUCAAAUGGAAAAAAUGGUUAUAA